UUUUUCCGGAAAACGAACUUGGUAUCAGCUCGUUCCGAAUGGGUGUGUCCAACCUCAGCCCAAUAUAAAUAGGAGCGGUUUUCACCUGCAGUUAUCACCCGGUGACUAUGAAGACAAAGACCAAGUGCCCAGAGUGUGGAGGACAUUACGUGUCCCUUUCCCGCCAUCUGCGGGACCGGCAUGACAUGAAGGAUGAUAAACAGAGGCGUCUCUUCAUUAGUAAGAAACAUCUAAGAUAUGGUGGGAGACUGAGGUGCCCCAUCAAAGACUGCGGAUCACAGAAAGACUACGCGAGGCUCGACAAGCACCUCAUCUCUGCCCAUGGGAGAACCCGGGGAAAGCGCAUGACAAAGCUCAUGACCAAGGCCAAGAAAGCCGCAAUUAAAGAAAAACUCCGGACCCUCUACCAAACACCACCACCACUGCAAACACCACCACUGCCAGCUCCACCGACACAACCCCCGGGGACUCCGUCGACAAACCCUGCGCCCCAAUCUCCACCUCCACCAGCACUGCCUGCACAAACUGGAGCACUGUCCCCACCACCACCAACCCUGACCUUCAUGGUUAAUGGGUUGCACUCAAUUAAAGACAGGCUGAAAAAGCUCUUGGAGGAGGUUGAGCUUCUACAGACUGUGACACAGCAACUGUGUGCUCUAUAUCCGGCGACAGCAUCUGCCUCCACAGCCAGCAGUCCCUGCUCUACUCCUACCUCUCACUUGCAACAACCUGCGGCGAGUACGUCCUCUGCUCCUGAAACCCGCAGGGAGGGUGCCGUGGCUGCUCCGUCCUCUGCUCCUUACACCCGCAGGGAGGGUGCAGUGGCUGCUCCGUCCUCUGCUCCUGACUCCCGCAGGGAGGGUGCAGUGGCUGCUCCGUCCUCUGCUCCUGACACCUGCAGGGAGCACUGGAAAAAAAGGCCACUCCAAAAAUCAGCCAAAAAAAAUUAA
Messenger RNA from Toxotes jaculatrix (banded archerfish), 950 nucleotides. RefSeq names its product proteoglycan 4-like. The coding region runs from base 108 to 950 and encodes 280 amino acids. Lineage: Eukaryota; Metazoa; Chordata; Actinopteri; Toxotidae. The record is from RefSeq and is a predicted model, not a curated record. The transcript has 3 exons.